GGAGUUUAAAUCCAACGUUCUUUUUAUAAAGCAAGCGUCUUCAGUCCGUGUUAACACACUGCACGUCAACACAGCCCUCCCUUUUUGCCGUUGAAAGCCAUACGGUCUGUGUCAUUUGGCGCCCUUCCGAGAUUUUCCCCUCAUUGAAUUAAGCGAGGGCAGAAGCUGAUCGAUUUGCGUUGCUUGCCCACAUCCGGGCUUUAAUUGAAAUUUGUUUACCUUUUAGACAGACCUGCCAAUAUUACUAGUAGACGUUUUCACACCUUUUUUUUUGGAUUCACCCUUUUUGACGUUUUGAUCCAUACCCUCAACAUAACACCCUUUGCAUCACGAUUGCGGCGUCAUAUAAUGUUUGCCUGGGCUGCAUCUCUAUUUGCGGAGGCUCCUUCGACGGUGGACAUGGAUAUGAUGGAGCUUGAAUCAGAACAAGCCGGCAUGUCUGUAGAAGGGGAAGAAAACGCAAAAGAGCACUGGAUAGUGGUUGGAAACGUGCAUGAUAUGAUUGAUAGAGAUGAUAACGUUAUUGCUGAGUACUACGAAGACUUUUCCUUUGAUCACGACGAGGAGCAUUCGGACGAAAGUGAAUGUCUAGAUGACGAAGUCAUACCUCCGACGCCGACCAUACCGCCGACAAUUCCAUCCUUGUCGGGACUGACUAUUCCUGCGCUCGAUCAACCACUUUGUUGGACAUCACGAGUAUUUGCAUACUAUCCCAAGCCCGCAUCCUACUACUUGCGGCAUCCUGCCCCCUCCCACAUCUUCAAGAAGGAUCCAAAGUUCUCCAUCUCCAUCGGAAAAACACCGCAUCCUCAUCCUUUGCUGAUUGCGUUGCGAUUUCGCGAGUUGCGGUGGCGAAAGCUGCGCAGAUACAACGAUCAAGCUGCUCGAUGGCGAAAUUCUCAUCCAAUAAGCCACAAGCCUUUCGGAACAAGUAGAUCCGGAAUACGAUAGCACACUUUGUAUUUACAUAUAUAUUAUGCAUUGUAUAUGGGAUUGUUCGCCGGAUGUGCUUAUACAUAAAGGAGUUGUACCUAUGGAGUUUGCAGGUUGAGAGUUGUCUGCGAUUGUUGGGACAAAGUAAUACUACAUCAUUCAGAACAUUGGCUUUUGUAAAAUGUCAA
Spizellomyces punctatus DAOM BR117 is the source of this 1121-nucleotide messenger RNA. RefSeq lists its product as uncharacterized. Lineage: Eukaryota; Fungi; Chytridiomycota; Chytridiomycetes; Spizellomycetales; Spizellomycetaceae. The transcript has a single exon. Bases 349 to 951 code for a protein of 200 amino acids. The record is from RefSeq and is a predicted model, not a curated record.